AUGGCUUGUGGGUGGCAAUCUGGGAGACCUAAAGCCAUCAAACAAGGAAGAGGCUCCAACAACAACAGCCGUUCCUACAACAUCAGCUGCACCUAUAACCGCAACAGAGGCUCCAACAACCAUGGCUGCUCCCACUACAUCCACAUCUGCUCCUACAACUACCAAAGAGUCUCCAACUACAACAACGCCACAGCUGUCCCAACAACUACCAAAGAGGGUCCAACAACAACCACAGCUGCUCCCACUACAACCACAGCUGUCCAAACAACGACCACAGAGGGUCCAACAAUAACCACAGCUGCUCCCACUACAACCACAUCUGCACCUACAACUACAACCGCUGCUCCCACUACAACCACAGCUGUCCCAACAACUACCACAGAGGCUUCAACAACAACCACAGCUAAACCAACAACAACCACAGCUGUUCCCACUUCAACCACAGCUUUUCCCACUACUACCACAGCCACCCCAACGACUAAAACAGAGGCUCCAAAAACGACCACAGCUUCACUUACAACUACAACAGCGGCUCCAACAACAACCAAAGUUUCUCCAACUGCAACCACAGCUGCCCAAACAACUACAACAGAAGCUCCAACAACAACAACGGCUACUCCCACUACAACCACAUCUGCACCUACAACUACCACAGAGUCUCCAACUACAACAACGGCUGUUCCCACUACAACCACAGCUGCACCUACAUCAGAGGCUCCAACAACAACAUCAGCUGCACCUACAACUACCACAGAGGCUCAAAGAACAACCACAGCUUCUCCCACUACAACCACAGAUGCUCCCACUACAACCACAGCUGCUUCCACUACAACCACAGAUGUUCCCACUACAACCACAGCUGCUCCCACUACAACCACAGCUGCACCCACUUCAACGACAGAUGCUCCCACUAUAACCACAGCUUCUCCCACUACAACCACAGCUUCCAUAACAACUACCACAGAGGCUCCAACAACAUCCACAGCUGUUCCCACAACAACCAUAGCUGCUCCCACUACAACCACAGAUGCUCCCACUACAACCACAGCUGCUUCCACUACAACCACAGCUGCUCCCACUACAACCACGGCUGCUUCCACUACAACCACAGCUGCACCCACUUCAAUGACAGAUGCUCCCACUGCAACCACAGCUUCUCCCACUACAACCACAGCUGCUCCCACUACAACCUCAGCUGCCCCCACAACUACAACAGAGGCUCCUACAACAACCACAGCUGCAUCUAUAACUACGACAGCUUCUCCCACUACAACCACGGCUGCCCCUACAACUACCACAGCUGCUCCCACUACAACCACAGCCGCCCCUACAACCACAACAGCUUCUCCCACUACAACCACAGCUGCUCCCACUACAACCACAGCUGCCCCCACAACUCUGCCCCUUCAACUACAACAGGCUGCACCCACUUCAACGACAGAUGCUCCUACUACAACCACAGCAGCUCCCACUACAACCACAGCUGCCCCUACAACUACAACAGCUAGUCCGAUUACAACUGCAGCCCCCUAUACAACUACCACAGCUGCUCCCACUACAAUCACAGCUGCCCCUACAACCACCACAGAUGCCCCCACUACAACCACAGCUGCUCCGACUACAACCACAGCUGCGCCAACCACCACCCCAGCUGCCCCUACAACCACCACAGCUGCUCCCACUACAACCACAGCUGCCCCCACAACUACAACAGAGGCUCCUACAACUACAUCAACUGCACCUACAACUACAACAGCUUCUCCCACUACAACCACAGCUGCCCCUACAACUACCACAGCUGCUCCCAUUACAACCACAGCUGCCCCUACAACCAACACAGCUUCUCCCACUACAACCACAGCUGCUCCAACUACAACCAAAGCUGCCCCUACAACUACCACAGCUGCUCCAACAACAACGACAGCUGCUCCCACUACAAUCACAGCUGCUUCCACUACAACCACAGCUGCCACUACAACCACCACAGCUGCUCCCACUACAACCACUGCUGCCCCUACAACUACCAAAGCUGCUCCCAAUACAACCUCAGCUCCCCCAACAACUACAACAAAGACUCCUACAACAACCACAGCUGCAUCUACAACUACAACAGCUUCUCCCACUACAACCACGGCUGCCCCUACAACUACCACAGCUGCUCCCACUACAACCACAGCUGCCCCCACAACUACAACAGGGGCUCCUACAACAACCACAGCUGCACCUACAACUACAGCAGCUUCUCCCACAACAACCACAGCUGCCCCUACAACUACCACAGCUACAACCACAGCUGCACCCACUUCAACGACAGAUGCUCCUACUACAACCACAGCAGCUCCCACUACAACCACAGCUGCCCCUACAACUACAACAGCUAGUCCGAUUACAACUGCAGCCCCCCAUACAACUACCACAGCUGCUCCCACUACAAUCACAGCUGCCCCUACAACUACCACAGCUGCUCCCACUACAAGCACAGCUGCCCCUACAACCACCACAGCUUCUCCCACUAUAACCACAGCUGCUCCCACUACAACCUCAGCUGCCCAUACAACUACAACAGCCGCUCCCACUACAACCACAGCUGCCCCCACAACUACCACAGCUGCUCCCACUACAAUCACAGCUGCCCCUACAACUACCACAUCUGCUCCCACUACAACCACAGCUGCCCCUACAACCACAACAGCUUCUCCCACUACAACCACAGCUGCUCCCACUACAACCUCAGCUGCCCCCACAACUACAACAGAGGCGCCUACAACAACCACAGCUGCAUCUACAACUACCACAGAUGCUCCCACUACAACCACAGCUGCUCCCACUACAACCACAGCCGCCCCUAUAACUACAACAGCUGCUCCCAUUACAACUACAGCUCCCCCUACAACUACCACAGCUGCUCCCACUACAACUACUACAACCACAGCUGCCACUACAACCACCACAGCUGCUCCCACUACAACCACUGCUGCCCCUACAACUACCAAAGCUGCUCCCAAUACAACCUCAGCUCCCCCAACAACUACAACAAAGACUCCUACAACAACCACAGCUGCAUCUACAACUACAACAGCUUCUCCCACUACAACCACGGCUGCCCCUACAACUACCACAGCUGCUCCCACUACAACCACAGCUGCCCCCACAACUACAACAGGGGCUCCUACAACAACCACAGCUGCACCUACAACUACAGCAGCUUCUCCCACAACAACCACAGCUGCCCCUACAACUACCACAGCUGCUCCAACAACAACCACAGAUGCUCCCACUACAACCACAGCUGCUCCCACUACAACCACAGCUGCACCCACUUCAACGACAGAUGCUCCUACUACAACCACAGCAGCUCCCACUACAACCACAGCUGCCCCUACAACUACAACAGCUAGUCCGAUUACAACUGCAGCCCCCCAUACAACUACCACAGCUGCUCCCACUACAAUCACAGCUGCCCCUACAACUACCACAGCUGCUCCCACUACAAGCACAGCUGCCCCUACAACCACCACAGCUUCUCCCACUAUAACCACAGCUGCUCCCACUACAACCUCAGCUGUCCAUACAACUACAACAGCCGCUCCCACUACAACCACAGCUGCCCCCACAACUACCACAGCUGCUCCCACUACAAUCACAGCUGCCCCUACAACUACCACAUCUGCUCCCACUACAACCACAGCUGCCCCUACAACCACAACAGCUUCUCCCACUACAACCACAGCUGCUCCCACUACAACCUCAGCUGCCCCCACAACUACAACAGAGGCGCCUACAACAACCACAGCUGCAUCUACAACUACCACAGAUGCUCCCACUACAACCACAGCUGCUCCCACUACAACCACACUGACCUUACAGCUACAACAAGCUACCACAGAGGCUUCAACAACAACCACAGCUAAACCAACAACAACCACAGCUGUUCCCACUACAACCACAGCUUUUCCCACUACUACCACAGCCACCCCAACGACUAAAACAGAGGCUCCAAAAACGACCACAGCUUCACCUACAACUACAACAGCGGCUCCAACAACAACCAAAGCUUCUCCAACUGCAACCACAGCUGCCCAAACAACUACAACAGAAGCUCCAACAACAACAACGGCUACUCCCACUACAACCACAUCUGCACCUACAACUACCACAGAGUCUCCAACUACAACAACGGCUGUUCCCACUACAACCACAGCUGCACCUACAUCAGAGGCUCCAACAACAACAUCAGCUGCACCUACAACUACCACAGAGGCUCAAAGAACAACCACAGCUUCUCCCACUACAACCACAGCUGCUCCCACUACAACCACAGCUGAACCUACAACUACCACUGCUUCUACCACUACCACAGCCGCCCCAACAACUACCACAAAGGCUCCAACAACAACCACAGCUUCACCUACAACUACAACAGAGGCUCCAACAACAACCACAGCUGCAGCUACAACUACAACAGCUGUUCCCACUACAACCACAGUAUUUCCCACUACUACCACAGCUGACCUUACAGCUACAACAAGGUCUCCAUUAACAAUCACAGCUGCACAUACAACUACAACUGCUGCUCCACCUAUAACCACAGCUGCCCCUACAACAACCACAGCUGCUCCAACUACAACCACAACUGCUCCCACUACAACCACGGCUGCUACAGCUGUCCCAACAACUACCAAAGAGGGUCCAACAACAACCACAGCUGCUCCCACUACAACCACAGCUGUCCAAACAACGACCACAGAGGGUCCAACAAUAACCACAGCUGCUCCCACUACAACCACAUCUGCACCUACAACUACAACCGCUGCUCCCACUACAACCACAGCUGUCCCAACAACUACCACAGAGGCUUCAACAACAACCACAGCUAAACCAACAACAACCACAGCUGUUCCCACUACAACCACCGCUUUUCCCACUACUACCACAGCCACCCCAACGACUAAAACAGAGGCUCCAAAAACGACCACAGCUUCACUUACAACUACAACAGCGGCUCCAACAACAACCAAAGUUUCUCCAACUGCAACCACAGCUGCCCAAACAACUACAACAGAAGCUCCAACAACAACAACGGCUACUCCCACUACAACCACAUCUGCACCUUCAACUACCACAGAGUCUCCAACUACAACAACGGCUGUUCCCACUACAACCACAGCUGCACCUACAUCAGAGGCUCCAACAACAACAUCAGCUGCACCUACAACUACCACUAUUUCCCACUACUACCACAGCUGA
Messenger RNA from Hypomesus transpacificus, 5247 nucleotides. RefSeq names its product mucin-2-like. NCBI's taxonomy places the organism in Eukaryota, Metazoa, Chordata, Actinopteri, Osmeriformes, Osmeridae. The transcript is spliced from 11 exons. Bases 1 to 5247 code for a protein of 1748 amino acids. The record is from RefSeq and is a predicted model, not a curated record.